UUAGCAGCGCCUGGGAGAGAGCGAGAGCGCGCGGCGUGUCGGAGUGCGUUUCCACGUGCGCUGCUCGGAUGCUGGAUCGUGGUUGAGUGAACAGCAGUAGCAGCAGCAGCAGCGGCUUUCUAGGCUUUACGCAUCAGGCAUGUCCAAUCCGGCUCACGACCCGUUCUAUGCUUCUCCGUUCGGGCCCUUCUACAGGAGACACGCGCCGUACGCCGUGCAGCCCGAGUACCGGAUCUAUGAGCUGAACAAGCGGCUGCAGGCCCGGACUGAGGAGAGCGACAAUCUGUGGUGGGACGCGUUCGCUACCGAGUUCUUUGAGGAGGACGCUACGCUGACCCUUUCCUUCUGCCUCGAGGAUGGACCAAAGAGAUACACAAUCGGUCGGACCCUGAUCCCCCGCUACUUCAGCACGGUGUUUGAGGGCGGAGUGACGGAUCUCUACUACAUCCUCAAACACUCGAAAGAGUCGUUCCACAACUCGUGCAUCACCGUGGACUGCGACCAGUGCACCAUGGUCACGCAGCACGGCAAACCCAUGUUCACCAAGGUGUGUACGGAGGGACGUCUGAUCCUGGAGUUUGCCUUCGAUGACCUGAUGCGGAUUAAGACGUGGCACUUCACCAUCAGGCAGUACCGUGAGCUCAUCCCACGCAGUGUCCUCGCCAUGCACGCUCAAGACCCUCAGGUUCUGGAGCAGCUCUCCAAAAAUAUCACCCGAAUGGGUCUGACUAACUUCACGCUCAACUACCUCAGGCUGUGUGUUAUACUAGAGCCCAUGCAGGAGCUCAUGUCCAGACACAAGACAUACAGCCUCAGCCCCAGAGACUGUCUGAAGACGUGCCUGUUUCAAAAAUGGCAGCGCAUGGUGGCACCUCCCGCAGGACAUCCACAGAACUUCAAAACGGAAAUCUUCCCCACAAAUCACAAGAAAGAGCCUACUCGACAGACCACAACAAAGAGGAGGAAGAGGAAGAACUCGGCCAGCAGUGUGUCUAACAGCAACCACGGCAACAGCACAGGCAGCAAGAAACGCAGUCCGGCUAACAACUUCAGCCUGAGCAGCCAGGUACCUGACGUGAUGGUAGUCGGCGAGCCCACUCUGAUGGGCGGCGAGUUUGGAGACGAGGACGAGCGGCUGAUCACGCGGCUGGAGAACACGCAGUAUGACGCCACCAACGGCCUUGACGACGACGACGACUUCACCAGCUCGCCGGCGCUCAACAACAGCAGCCCCUGGGCUAAAGCGCCACCGGCGGCUCAGGACAGCAAACCCGAGAGCACGGCCUCGCAGGCCUCACAGUAACCACACGCGGUUCUAUCUUUUUCUCACCCCACACUCUCUUUUUUCUUCUCUGGCUUUACUUCUGAUUUCCAUCUCACGUCGUCCGGGGCGACCAUUUUUUCACCACAGACUUUUGAAGGGUCCAGCGAUACACAGCACUGAGAAACUGAACAGGCCCUCAGGAGGUUAACGGAUUUUUGAUGAAGACGAAGAAUAAUGUUCAGAUGAACUUCAGGCGGUCAUUGAGGUAGCAAUACAUGUCUAUGCCGGCUCCUGUCUGGACGACAGCCAAUCAGUGACGAGGUAACUGCGGUUGGAUGCGCCAUCAUUGGAGAGCCACUGAGACCUGGUGCACAUUUGCAUUCACAUUGAUUUUGAAAUCUUUUUUCUUAAUUUUGCACAUUUUUCUCCAUAGCCUAAACCACAUACCGUACCACGUUAGUAUGCGGUUUAGGACGUAACCACUGAAUCUUAACAUACGCGGACAAUGCUAAGGGAAGGACAGGCUUCUCUAGCUGGAUCUUUUUUUUUGUUUUCUGGGUCUCGACGUAUUAUUUUUAAGGAUUUGUGAAUAUUCUGUGAUCUCCUUGUACAAUCUCGGAUCGAAGGCACAUAGGACAAGCAUAUUCCCUCUGUAUCCCUUUAACAAACCUUUCACCAGAAUGGACUGUAACUCGUUGCUGCAUGAUAUUUAAAAUCUGUAAACUGUUUUUUUGUUUUGUUUUGUUUUUUUGUUUCUUUGUUUUGUUUAUUCAUUAUUCCGAGGCUAUGUUGUGUCUAGUUUGUCAGGCUAGAUACACCUACAGGGUCGUUCCUGUGCACAUAUGAACGCAGCUCGCUGUGUAUAGCCCGUCCAAAACCACUGACCCUCAUCCAUGAUGGCAGCUCUUUCAAUCGACCUUCAGGUUUCUUUUCCCGCUAAUGUGCACCUGAUGAGAAAAGAAAGAACAAGAAUUGCUAAUCUGGGAUUAGCUAACUCAUGCACAGAGAUAUACACACACAGGAUAUUCUAAUUAAUUUAGCAAAACCUCUACGCCUGUAACAGUCACGCUUUACAACCGUGUUCUGCAGAAAAGCAUCGCAAAAAUGUUUCGUAUUUCGGGUCUUUUCUGACAGGAUUGAAACAAGGUGAAGCCUUUUGUUGUGGUAGCUCAUCCGCAUUAAGGUUUCUUGCGUUUUCUGAGAUGCUUUUCAGCUCAACACGGUUGUUAUGAGCACUUAAUUGAGAUUGCGUAACUUUCCUAUCAGCUCAAACCAGCCUUGUCGGGUCAAAUGGCUCAUUAACAAGACAAUUCAACAAGAAGAACUGGACAGGUGUAGUGCUGUUUUCCCUUUCAGUUGUCCAGUGAAUGUAUUAAAUUUUUUUUUUUUAUCAAUAUAUAGUGACCCUCAAUUAUGAAGAUGAAGAUGAUGAUGAUGAUGAUGAAGGUGAAAAUUAUGAACUAGUAUACACUCAACAAAAAUGAUAUAAUUCAUCUGUUCAUUUGUUAAUUUUUUUAUAGUUUUUAUGACUGAUUAUUAUUAUUAUUAUUAUUAUUAUUAUUAUUAUUAUUAUUAUUUCUCCCAAAGAUCAAAUGUAUUUCCAAUUCCAACACAAUGGAGUUCUCGUGCUCCGAUCUUGUAUUAUUAGAACUCUGCACCGUUUGUAUCAUAUUUAGCAGAGCUGUUUUCGUGUCAUAUUCAAAGUCUUGUAUGUAUGCUUUGCUAUUUUGUGUGCCAAUAAAAUGUGCUUAGGCCUACAGGACACUCA
Messenger RNA from Silurus meridionalis, 3032 nucleotides. It is a transcript of the gene ldb2a, whose product is annotated as LIM domain binding 2a. Gene Ontology annotation, molecular function: LIM domain binding. The record is from RefSeq and is a predicted model, not a curated record. The coding region runs from base 140 to 1303 and encodes 387 amino acids. Gene Ontology annotation, biological process: nervous system development; negative regulation of transcription by RNA polymerase II; positive regulation of transcription by RNA polymerase II. The transcript has 9 exons. Gene Ontology annotation, cellular component: transcription regulator complex; nucleus. Lineage: Eukaryota; Metazoa; Chordata; Actinopteri; Siluriformes; Siluridae.